AUGACAGCUACGAAACAUCACUGUGUAGAAAAAAGGAAAAGAAAAAGAAAAGUAUAUUUAUCAUAUAUCUCGGGUGAAAAACUUUCCUGUUCCCAAAAACGCCUUCAAUUUCUCCGUGCAGAGUCGCGAUUCUGUUUGCGAAACGCGACUCGGAACCCUCAGAUGCAGAGCGCCGUGGUGCAGUGAGCGCAGUGAGGAGAAGUUGGUUCGAACCUUUUCCUCCGCGAACGGGAACGGUUCGCUUCGGGUGCUUUGUUUACCCGCGUAUCGACGAGCCAUCGACUUUGGUAGGCGCUGCCGGGGCCAGAACACCAGGGGUCAAUGCUACCGACAGGAACGCACCCGGCCGCACCUUCCGACAGCAGAAAUAACGAAGUCGGAAAGAACGGUAGCACCACCAUGUCCGGCAGUUCGAUAGACAACCGCAUCACGAUGAUGGAACAGAUGAUCCAGAACCCCCGUGCAACUCCCUCACUGCUACUGCCGAUGACAUCGCAGCCACCGACAAAUCGUUUCAAUCGUACCGGAAGCGGUGGUAUGGGCGGUGGAUCAGGACCCAAUCGACCAUCGUUGGGACUGAAUCUGCCCAUCGUUUCCGGCAAUCGGCGGAGCGAAUCGGAACUCAAGUUCCAGAAGAUCGUUGAUAAAAGUGGACUGUUGAAGAUAAACGAUAAGAUUUACCGCACUCAGCUCAGUGACCUGGAGGAUUUGGGCGAACUUGGGAAUGGGACCAGCGGUCAUGUGGUAAAGAUGCGACACAAUCCGAGUGGUGCCAUCAUUGCUGUGAAGCAAAUGAGACGCACCGGUAACGACGAAGAAAACAAACGAAUCAUAAUGGAUCUGGACGUAGUGCUGAAGUCGGAAAACUGCAAGUACAUAGUGAAGUGUCUGGGUUGCUUCAUCACCGAUGCAGACGUUUGGAUCUGCAUGGAGCUGAUGACGACGUGCUUCGACAAGCUGCAGAAAAAGUCCAAGAAGCCAGUGCCGGAAGAAAUUCUCGGCAAGGUAACGGUGGCUACGGUACGUGCGUUGGCCUAUCUCAAGGACAACCAUCGGGUAAUCCACCGGGAUGUGAAGCCCUCGAACAUUCUGAUCGACGAUCGGGGCAAUAUUAAACUGUGUGAUUUCGGCAUCAGCGGUCGACUGGUGGAUUCGAAUGCCCGUACACGGUCGGCCGGGUGCGCUGCAUACAUGGCGCCGGAGCGUAUUGAUCCAGCGAAAACAGUGUAUGACAUUCGGGCUGAUGUGUGGUCCCUCGGUAUCACGCUGGUCGAACUGGCUACCGGUGUGUUUCCCUAUCGUGGCUGUGUGACCGAUUUCGAAGUGCUCACACAAGUGCUCACCUCUAAUCCGCCACGGCUGCCAGAAGAUCAGCCCUUUAGUCCAGAAUUUCGUGACUUUGUGCAGCUCUGUCUGCAGAAAGACUAUCAGGCACGGCCCAAGUAUCCGGAUCUGCUGAGACACGCCUUCUUACAGCGUGCCGAACACGAUAGCAACAUCAACGUAGGCGAAUGGUUCCGUAAUGUGGCUGUUAACUGUGGCAUUCAACUAACUAGCCCACCGCAACCUCCGAACGCCUCAUCUGCUUCCGUUACUUCCCCUCCAACCUGGACCGCAACGUCGGAACAAACCAGAAUACCGACACCGCUGGGAAGUUUGACGGAAGCAGUCCAGGCGCAAUCGAACCAGCAAAAACAAACUAUCGCCAUCGCCGCCUCAUCCAUCCCGAUCAAGUCAACCGCCACCAUCCUAUCUCCCCACAUUGCCAAUGAAGCGCCUAGCAACCUCAGCAAUUUGCAGCAACGAUCGCAGCAACAGCAGCAGCAACUUCUCCAGAGCAAACUUAGCAACAUUAGCCUAGCGUCCUCAACGUCCUCCAUCUCGGCGGCAGCAGCAGCAGGAGCGGGCACUACAUCAGUAGGAACAGCCAGUACCACCUCCUAUACGCCUACCUCGUCUUCCUCCCCGGCCGCAUUCGAUCCGCGCCGGUCACCUUCGCCCCAGGCCUACUAUUUAGCGAAAAUGCAGCCAAAAAGUGCCAUUACUAGCACCAGCGUACCAAUCGCGACGGGUAUCGGAGGUGGACCGGGGCUGGAGCGAAACGGUUCACUCGAACCGGCACGAAAGUACAAACAUUCGCCGUUUCUUACGCGACGCACCGCGUCCGAGUAUGGUAACGGUAGCCCGAAAAAGGAAUCGACGUUAAGCAGUUUGGGACAAAGCAUCUUCAAAAACCUAACGACAUCACCGUUCGCACAGCGCAAAUCACUUCCGCCGGGUGAAUCGAAGCUUGCCUGCUCGUCGUCCACCUCGCCAUCCCCGAUGCCGGUUUCUUCCGCGAUCUAUGCCAAUGGAGCUGGAUCGGGGAGCAAUCCGUCCUCGCCGUUGUUGCUGCUUCGGAAGGCACACGACGUGCCGGAUUCAGACACGCAGUACAAACAUCUGCACGGAAACACUAGUCCAAUUGUUCUACAGCGAUUCUAUCACCAACAGAAUCAGUUGAUCGAGCAACAGAGGGAAGCACUUCACCAGCAGCACCACCAGCAGCAGCAGCAGCAGCAAGUUGUUUACGGGUACUCUUCACCUUCCCCAGUUCCUUCGGCAAGCGAAGCGUCGCCCCGACCAACUCGCUACAGUCCACUACCCUCUCAUCGAACCGUACACCACGGUGUACAUCCGGUACUGAGCAACUCAACCCUACACCAAAGCGCAAUCCCGCUCUACGUACAUCACGAACCUGUGGCAGGGACAGCACCAAUGCCGCCACCACCCGCUUCCGGUAUACCCGUGUACCAGCAAUCGAUUGGUACCACGGCAAGCCCCAAGCACAAAACCUCCUCAUCGUCCUUCUUCAACACGUUCAGCCGAGGCAUGAAAAGUGCCGGUCGAGGUGACAAGGUGAUUGAUCGAGGGGGUGGCACUGCACCUACACUGGUGGCGGCCGAUCGCCCACUCUACGCCACUACUAGCCAAACCAUGUACCAUCACCCGGGACAGACAAAUGCAGCGUUGCUCCAUCGACACGGUGCGCUCGCAGGAAUCAGCAAUGGUGGUGGUAGUGGUGGUGGUGGAAUGAUACUUCCGGAAGGUAGUAAAGAAGAGACAGGAUGGUUCAAUUCCUUUGCAGAUAUCAAGCGAAAAUUUGCCUCGUUCGUGAAGCUUAACAUCAGCAACAAUGGUACGGGAGCAAAUGGUGCCGGCACCGGUGGUACUACCACGAUUGGCGACAAGCGAACGCUAAAGGAGAAACACCUUCAGCAACAGCAGCAGCACCAUCAGCACCAGCUUCAAUUGCACCAACAGCAGCAUUAUGGAUCGAAUCCUUUCGAUAUACCAGCAGCAGCGGGUUCCGCUGGUAUGUACGGUGCAGGAGUGUUUCCCGGUGCUUCGGCAACGUCGGUAGUGCAACCGCCAUCUGCCAUACCGCCCAUGGCGCACGUACUCAGCAGUCCAGCGACCGAUCGACGGCACCGCAGCCCAGAUCCACCGCCAAGAUUAAACCGCGGUCAAUCGCCGCUACUUUUGCAGCGAAAACUCGAACAGCUCGGUCACACUGGAUCGCCGUUGCUGAACAGAAGACCCUUCAACUCUACCUCCCCAUCACCGCCCUUACCACCACCGCGUGGUUCGGAAAGUGUUCCCGGCUCACCACAACAUUUGCGUGCCCGCAUGAACUACACGCCGGAACCGCACCGGCGACCCUACCGUACUACGAUCGACCAAUGAGUGGGACUACAAAUUCUGGCCAUGUGAUCGAUGUACACCUUUCUCGACUAGCCGAAUGUUCAGCGGUGUUGUAAUCCUUUUGGCGCAUCUGCGUGUGUGUCUGUGCUAGGAGUCUCCGUGCGUUUGCUGCUUGCUUUCGUUACUUCGAAGCUACAAUUGUGCAUACCUGUUGUGAAAGGUAUGUAGGCCAAAGUGGAAAGCAAAUGGUGAAUAGCUCCCACAUUACAUUAUCCACACACCCAAUGCAAGCGGUACCAAAAGUGCUAGGAAGAAUUAUUAAAAAAAAGACGCUCAUACAAUUACGCUGCCUCAGGUAAAGGAUGAAAUGCUAGGAUGAAACGAAACAAAAGAAAAAGACGAAAACGAUUACAGAAGAGAAGAUGUGCAAAAACGAACAAACUUACUCGAACUCGAAAGUCAACACACGUAAUAAUUUCACCCGCUCAACGUUUACUGAAACAAUCCACCAAAAAAAAGCCACCAUACGCAACACGCAGCAAUCGUAGUUAGAGUGUUUGUGCGUGUGGGUGUGUACAUAGGAACAUUAGACCGUACGCCCAUUCGCUUGCUUGCUUAUAAAAGGGAGUCUCCGCCGUGCUGUUGUUAGUUUGUAGGUUUAAAAAGUUUAAAAAAACACAAAAAGGGACCGCUUUUUGCUUUCCUAUCUCUUACGCUCUCGUGCACCUAGUAUCAGGGGGCUCGUUUUGAAUCGUGCUUGAAUCGCAACGCGAAGGUUAUUUUUUUGGUAUUGUGAUUGUGAACGUUUCUUCUCUAGCCUGUGCGUUAUUUCGCCAGCAUGCACUAACUCCCCAAAAAAUAUGCUGUAUUUUUCUCUAAACCUUCAAACUUAUUUGUUCUUGUUUCGUUUAAUUUUUAAACAUUCUCCCCCAAAUUUUUGCUUAUGCUUUUUGCAAUGUUUCCAAUUUACAUUACCUCACAAAUUGUAUGAUAAUCAAAAACUAAAAUAUGGACAUACUAUAUAUACAAACACACAUAUUUAUACUUAUACAUAUAUAUAUAUAUGUAGAUGCAAAUCGUGCUCUCGGGUCCGAAGUGUCCUUCACGUCGCUUUACACACUGUGUGCAAUUAAGAGCUCCCGGAAGCGAAAGUGCGGGAAGGAAUAUGCCUUCCUUAUAUAGUAAAGAAAAGAAAGGAUACAAUUUCCCACACGCACACACACUUACACGCAUCGUUCUAAAACAAAAAUUUACGCAUAUAUUACGCAAAAAAAAAUGGCGCGUAUAUUGUACAUUUGACUGUGAUUUAUAGCUUUCGUUUGCAUUGGUGAUCGAUGGUUGCUAGGGAUGUUUUGAGCAAGUAGUAAGUGGUACUGUUGGCAAUACUACGAACAUGGAACGAAGUAGGUACGUCUCAAAGCGAGAUAUGGGUUGUUUUUUUUUUAAAUCAAUCAGCAGCAGCUUGCUACUAUGAUUUUCCUUUUGUGAUUCAGCGUUGGAUGAGUUUUGAUAUGCUUUCCGGGAGAAUAAUAACUAUAUUACCGCGCGCUCUAUGAUGCUUCGAACAUUUCAAACACGAUCAAACAGUGUUCGAAGGGUGUUUUAAACAAUUUUCAGUAGUUGUGUGGAACUUCCAGAGAAGAAUCGUUCACUGGGUCGUUGAAAUUGAGAAGCGUGUAAAAUGCACAUUUUGUGUUUGUUUCAUUUGUAAAGAAUGAUUCGCUUGCAAUAGUUCCAUCAUAAUCUGUCUCACUAUGUACUGGACACAUUUAAAAACAUUUAAAUAUCUUUUUUUACACAUAGUGUUGAAAUCGAAUCGUGUAGCCUGAAACAUAUUAUCAAUUUGAAGUAAAGUUUCCCAACACAAACGGACAAUGUAUAGCCAACAUGUAUGUAAAAUGAAAAAAAAACAUUCUGCCAAAAAUUAGUCCCCAAUACACACGAGCUGUACACUUUGCUCCUAUAUGAGUGUACAGGAUUUUCCAUACAUUGGCUGACACUACUUUUACAGAGCUGUUUUUCUAACCAUUACGCGAACUAGCGAGAUUCUUGUUUGUUUUGUAAUAUGGUUUCGAACGCGGUUUUAUUCCCAUCACAAGAUCACAAAAUACGGUACGCUCUUAUUUCACCGAACAAUUAAAAAUGAAACGAAACUUUGUUCCUACUUUGUUCGCAAGCGGAGGGUUAGAGAAACAGACAAAAAUAACAUUUCCCUCAAAAAAGAAAAUCAGCAAUUAUUAAAAACAAAAAAGAAACACACACACACACCACUUAUGCUGUACACUGUAGGUGCAAUUGCUUUCGCGCACGUGAUGCAUUUCUUUCGCACCACAAUCAAUGCUCCCCCAUGUACCUUUGUCAAUAUCUGUGGAGCAAUAGAAAAGUGGAAAGUAAAAUGCAAGCUUUGAAGAAAUAAAAUGGAAAGGAAACGAGUUGGUGAACGGUGGCGAUAAACAAACGAGAAAAACAAAAACAAAGGAAGGCGAGAAAAGGGAGGAGAAAAAUAGUCAUUUAUUAUUAUAUUAUUAUUAUAUAAAAAAAUACUAUUAAUAUCAUUAUCAUAAAUAAUGCAACAACAAAACGAAGAGAAGAAAGAAAAAAAAACGAAAGCCGGGCGUUUUUGAGUGUGUGUGUGUGUGUGUGUGACCCAUGGACGGCAGAGAGUUAGGGGCGAUUAUUUAUAAAGCUGCAAACACAAACACAUUAACAAAUGAAACAAUUUUCCCGAAACAAAUGGAUUUCGCGUAGCUAGGAAGAAAGGCAGAAAGCUAGAAAAUGAAACAGAACAGUAAGAAGCAAUAGCAGUGAAAUGGAUUCUGUGUGUGUGUGUGUGUGUGUGUUUGUGUGCGUUUGGAGUGGUUUGGUGCCGGGACGUGCUACGCGUUCCGGUCUUAGUCGAAAUGAAAUGCUGACAAAACAAAAUGGUUUAAUUUUGUAAGGUACGAACGAAAAGAAUGAAAAGAUGGCGAUAAAUAAAAAAAACCGAACGUGAAUGAACAGAUAAGAAAACCAAAGAA
Molecule: messenger RNA, 6701 nt
Organism: Anopheles funestus (African malaria mosquito)
Lineage: Eukaryota; Metazoa; Arthropoda; Insecta; Diptera; Culicidae
Product: dual specificity mitogen-activated protein kinase kinase hemipterous-like
Exons: 9
Coding region: 322-3726 (1134 amino acids)
Biological process (GO): protein phosphorylation
Molecular function (GO): ATP binding; protein kinase activity
Source: RefSeq, a predicted model, not a curated record